Molecule: messenger RNA, 1337 nt
Organism: Nilaparvata lugens (brown planthopper)
Lineage: Eukaryota; Metazoa; Arthropoda; Insecta; Hemiptera; Delphacidae
Product: superoxide dismutase [Mn], mitochondrial
Exons: 5
Coding region: 440-1120 (226 amino acids)
Biological process (GO): superoxide metabolic process
Cellular component (GO): mitochondrion
Molecular function (GO): metal ion binding; superoxide dismutase activity
Source: RefSeq, a predicted model, not a curated record
GAAGUCUUGAAGUAGGUGUAGUGGUGAAUAUUUUUGGUGCUUCUGUGUUUUUCUUUCUUGAUUUUGUGGUUGAUUUGUCAAUCAGCUGAGUUCUCAGACUGAUGGAGAAUAGUAUAUUAAGUGUAUAGAGUACUCAGUAUAGAGCUCUCUUAAUUAUAAGGAAAAAUCCACACAGUAGUUCUUUGAACUAAAUAGUUUUUUUAGGAUUCAAAUGUUCAUUUUUAUAAAUGAACAUUGUUUUUUCUUUGCUUUUAACAACAAAACUUGUAUAUGAAAAAUAUUACCAAUCAUUCAAGAUAAUGAAGGCAUUGCACUUUGGAAAAGCUAUCAAAUCAGCUGAUCAAUUUAGCUUGCCAAAUUUCUGCAAAUUGGUGAACGAACUUGCAGCUUGGGCCGGCAAAGUCAAUAGUUUCAUUAUUUGUCAUUGAAUUAUUUCAAAAUGUUUGCAGUUAAAAGGUGCAUCAGUUCUGUCUUGAGAAGCUCUCGUACGCCGAUAUCGACAUGUUUAAACAAGAAACAUACCCUCCCAGAACUACCCUACGCCUAUGACGCGUUGGAGCCAAUCAUCUGCAAAGAAAUAAUGGAACUUCACCAUAAGAAGCACCACCAGACCUACGUCAACAACCUCAAUGCCUUGGAAGAGAAAUUCGCUGAAGCUGUAAAGAAAAAUGAUGUGAGUACAAUAAUUGCACUUGAACCAGGUCUGAGAUUCAAUGGCGGCGGACAUAUUAACCACUCAAUUUUCUGGAAAAAUCUCUCGCCCAACGCCAGCAAAUUGCAAGGUGAGCUGUGUGACCUGGUGGUGCAGUCGUUUGGAUCGGUGGCCGAUAUGCAGAAGAAGCUGGCGACGGCAGCCAAUGGCGUGCAAGGAUCGGGGUGGGCGUGGCUAGGCUACAACAAGGCCACUGGCUGUCUCGAGAUUGCCACCACACCCAACCAGGACCCUCUGCUUGCCACCAAAGGUCUCCACCCGCUGUUUGGCAUCGACGUGUGGGAGCAUGCCUACUACCUGCAGUACCUGAACGUGAGGGCCGACUACACCAAGGCAAUCUUCGACAUCGUCAACUGGGAUGACGUCAACGAACGCUAUCUGGACGCCAAGUGCGACAUCUCGCGGUGAAAUUAGCAAAUAACCAGUCUCAGUUUAAAUAGCACCUGUCGAAAUUCCGUUGUUCAUAUUUUACCAUCAUUGUUUGUUUCUCUGUUUAAAAAAUCACCAUCGUUGAAAAAAUAGUCAUUUUGCAAUCUAUCUUUGACCAGUCUUUUGUGCAUAAUCACUGAAAUUAAUAAUUUUGUGAUAUGUUUCUGGAAAUAAAAAUGAAAUUUUAUUUUACCAA